CGUAUGUUAAAUAAUAAUAAUUUAUUUGUAUGAAAAACAUACAAUAACUAGGAAUAAUUAAUUGAAAAAAAAUGCCGUUCAAAAGAAACUGGGACGCUGAAUGCCCGCGAGUUUGGGAGCAAUGGACCGUAGACGGUAAAAAGUGGGUGCUGCAAGACCUGGACCCUCGUGAUGAUGCAGAGGCCCUGGAAGUCCUGCUGGAUACUCUUACCGCUGAUGAAGCGCUCUGCGCGACAAGUCGUGUUCAAGAAGACGAGAAAAGCAUGACCAGCAUGAGGAAAUUCUGGGAGGAGUGUCUGGCUCAGAGGAUGAGUUUGGCCCUUUACACCUGGGAGGGAGACAAGAGGACAUUAGCCGCUUUGAACGUGUGUGUCGUCGCGUCUGUAGGGGAGACUGUGCCUGAUAUUGAGUCGAAUCAACAGUUAUUCCCAAUAAAUCCGGAAAAGAUAGAAGGCGAAAACUGGAAAAACGUGUUCGCAGCCUUAGAGUACAUUGAGGCGAAAAAGGAUCCACAUAAGUACUUAGGGCUGGAUACACUGUUACAUGCAUUUGGGCUUGUCGUGAAGAGAGAAUACAGAGGCUCAAAGCUUGGCGGAAGGUUACUGGCUGCAAGAGAGCCGCUAUGCAAAUUCUUCGGUGUCAAGGGAACCACAACAGUAUUCACUGGUCCAGCAUCACAGAAGCUGGCCACCAAAUGCGGCUUCGAGACCAUAGCAGAGGUGUCUAUGAAAGAAUUGAAUGAAAACGGUUUGAAAUACCCGCCAGAUGAGAAUAGGUGUAUAAAACUUAUGGUUAAGAGAUUUGAAUGAAGUGUAUUUAAUUUAGUAGGAUUAGGGUACUUUUCCACCAAUAGUGUGCGAGGAUGAGUAGCGAGAAUGUAUUUCUAAAUAACAAAUAGUAUCGCUUCACACGUUAAACGCUUCAAACUUCAAACUAAAUGAAGCAAUAUGAUUGGUUCUUUACAAACACAUUCCUCGCACAUUGUUGGUGAAAAAGCACCCUUAUACUCCACUAUGUAUAAGUUUAUCAUCGUAAGUAGGUGUACACUCUUUGUACUUGAAUGACAAUCUUGUACACAGCUCUUGCCUCUUGCAAGAGCUGUGUAAAAGAUUGUCAUUUCUCUUACGUAUAUGCGAUAUUGUUAUUUCAGUGCAGUAAAUGGGUACUGGGGUAUGUUGCAAUACUUUAGGGGUUUUGUGAAGUAUUGCAACUAUAUUUUAGAUUUUGGGAGUAGUUUUUCAUUUAAAA
Colias croceus (clouded yellow) is the source of this 1248-nucleotide messenger RNA. RefSeq lists its product as uncharacterized. NCBI's taxonomy places the organism in Eukaryota, Metazoa, Arthropoda, Insecta, Lepidoptera, Pieridae. Gene Ontology annotation, molecular function: N-acetyltransferase activity. The record is from RefSeq and is a predicted model, not a curated record. The coding region runs from base 72 to 809 and encodes 245 amino acids. The transcript has 6 exons.